Molecule: messenger RNA, 2934 nt
Organism: Talaromyces rugulosus
Lineage: Eukaryota; Fungi; Ascomycota; Eurotiomycetes; Eurotiales; Trichocomaceae
Exons: 3
Coding region: 1-2934 (977 amino acids)
Biological process (GO): piecemeal microautophagy of the nucleus; protein localization to phagophore assembly site; autophagosome assembly
Cellular component (GO): phagophore assembly site; Atg1/ULK1 kinase complex; cytosol
Source: RefSeq, a predicted model, not a curated record
AUGCAUCAGCAUCCACGAUCACCGCUGCCCUCACGGCAGCCUAAUCAGCGCCAACCAGGCCCUGCUAGGGACGAUGCCCCUAGAGAUCAGGACGACGAUAGGCCGCCCACAGGAACUGCAUUGGACACCACAAGAGGCCUGGGUAUUGAUUCUGGUGUCGAGGCCGUCGCUCCCGCAAAGGAAGCCAUAACGAGGCUUAAUCAGAUCAUAUUUAAUUACCAUACGAAAGCCGCCUUGAUUAUAUUACGCGCACGAGUUGACCUUCCACCGCUUUUCAGCAAAGGAUCGGACAAGCCAAAAGUCAACCGCUGGUUCAACAUUGAUAUCGACGAAACCGACGAAUAUCGAGAAAGCAUCCGAAAAUGGAAAACAUGCGAUGCUAUCGACAAUCGGCCGCCGCCAAUGGUGAUCGAAACAUACCUGGAUGCCAAACCGUUGACGAACAGCCAAACCUUGGUUCUCAUAGACGAGAACGGAAAGCGCUGGGAUGUAUUGGAAGCUCUGGCCGCCUCGCAAGAUCCCGGGGUGAUGUCAAGACCAAAAGAAGUCAUUCUAGAGAGGUGGAGAGUAGAGCUAGGCGAAUCAUCGUCAAAACUACCGUCGGAUUUGGGUGUCAUCUUACCAGCGGUCUAUAAAAAGAGUAUCGUUCUCUUCCGGUCUUUACAUGCAUAUUCAAGAUUCCUCCCAGCCUGGAAGGUGAUCAAGCGACCUGGUAUUAUGAGGAACAAUCCUGUGCUACAAAUUCGAUAUCGAAUUCGCGAAGCCCGAGAUGAAGAUCGUCUGUCCACUCUCGAUAACCUAAGUAUCCCCUUGCAAACAGGAAACGAAAAGAUUGUCGAUACGUAUUCCUUUGGCGCCACCGAUUCACCUGCUGGGCCCUUCUCGAUUCAAGUGACCUACCGUCGCCAUGUUGAUUUCAGGGUUGAUGACUCCGAAGCUCUCUUGAGUUCUCGGUUUAUGGGUGCUGAUGACACCUAUUUCCUGCCUUCGUUGCCGUCUGAAGAAGCCAAUAAACCACUUGCACAAGGAUCUCUGCCUAUUGCUGGUCGGGGCUUGGGGCAGCCAGAUCGUACUCAGGCUUAUGGAAGUCUCUCAACCUUUCAUCAAGUAGGCCCGACGACCGGCGCCAGCCCCAUAUCGACCUUGCGGGCAGCUCGCGAUCUAGGCAACCCAUCCCCGUCUUCGAUGUCUCCUCCCCGAAGACUCCUUCCCGCAGCCAAAGUUGGGCAAGGAGGCCGUACCGCCGCCUUGGCCAACGAAAGUAGUUUGAGCAUGGCCAGACGACCAUCGGUAUCAUUUCAUCCUUUUAAAGCUCCACCGUUGUCUGCAUCACCAUCUUUAGUGGAUCCUCCCCUGGGCGCAUCGCCGCGUACAACGACGGGCCGUGUUAAUACGACGCCAGGGAGUGUGAACGACCCAAGAGCGAUGCCUCCACCAGCUGUACCAGCCUCUGCAGGACGGCUACCAGCCUCAGAACAAGCUAUAUCAUCGUCAGCAUCCAGCUCUCCGAGACCUGCCCCUACAUCAAAAUACAGUAGUUCCUUCAGUCAUCGACGGGGGAGGUUAUCUUCUGGUGGCAACGUACGUAUAGACGAAGACAAUACAUCGAGCGGAAAAGCCAGUGCAACUUCUUCCAAUGCCCAGCCUGGAUCUGGGAUUUUGGCCGAACCAGCAGGCAACAGUGGAGAAUCUCUCCAGACCGAUGAUGAAAACAUAUCCGAUUUCCUCAAGCUCUUGGACUUAAGAAAAGAUCUCUUGAAUCCUGUCAAAGCUGCUGCCGUGGAUGCUGCAACUCGCAGAACAUCUGCUGCUCUCACUCGAUUCCAGAAAAUGCGAGACUCAAAUGCUGCUCUAUCCGAUUCCAUGUCGUCUUCCCUGCUAAUGCAACGCUCAUCAGCAUCGUCUAGUCGACAAUUGUCCAGUAUCCCACCAAUGGUUGCUGGUACAUCCAUCUCCACGGCUUCAUCUCCAGGAAAACCCAUUUCACCACAUACACCUCAUACACCUGCGAUUCCCUCUCGUUUAAGCUCGAAUAGUAUUGUCAGUUACAAUGACCGGGAACGAGACUCGCCCUUGCGACAGGCAGGUGCCGAACAAGACUCUCAGACUGAAGAGAGCACAAGCUACGACACAGCACACCGUUCCAAUCGUCCAGGUGCAAUUGACAUUCCCAAAUCUCCGAGACCCUUGGGUCCCAGCUACCGACGUUCGAGCUCCGCUGCUCAAAAUCGUCGAAUUAGCACGGGUGGUGGUGGUGGUGAUGAGGAAGAAAUAUUUCCUUUUGCAAUGAGAAGUGUGUCUCUAGGCGCAGAAGAGCGGGCUAGUCUGAGCCUGAGUACUCGGUUACGCCAACAAGAUAAUGUCGAUGCAGGGGAUACCACCGGUCAACGAAGCUCAGAAGCAGCGCCACCAACCGACGAAGGAGCUAACAAUGCUCUGCAAACACCGAGCCCUGCCCGAGACUUUGGUUCUCAGCGUGGAGCUUUCGUGCCCGGCGCGGCGUCAUCAAACCACCCAUAUCAGACUCCCUUGUCGCACAGUCGUGGACGAGGCUCGUCUGCGGGGCCACAAUCACAUAGUUCUGCCUCCGGAAGCCUGUCACGUGGAAGUGCAAUUCCGUCACACUUGGCAGAACGUGAGCGUGACCGUGACCCGAGUGCUAGUGGAAGCAAUAGUGGAAACUCAAUGAUGGAUAUUCGACGCGGAGCAGCCCAACGAUCCGGCCCUGGAAGAUCGACAGCACAGCAUGCCAUGAACUCUGAAGAGGAUGAGCCGCUUUUAUUUGCGAUGAGUGAUUUCCAUUCAUCGAGAAGAAGUCUUGAAGAAAGUCGACGGGGCAGCGUUGGUGGUGAAUCGAGUGCAAACUCUGGAGGAUCCAGACGCGGUAGCGGAAGACGAGGUGCUGGCAUGCCAAGUUUCCAUGCAUGGCAAUAA